Molecule: messenger RNA, 1179 nt
Organism: Trichomycterus rosablanca
Lineage: Eukaryota; Metazoa; Chordata; Actinopteri; Siluriformes; Trichomycteridae
Product: claudin-like protein ZF-A89
Exons: 2
Coding region: 1-1119 (372 amino acids)
Biological process (GO): cell adhesion; bicellular tight junction assembly
Cellular component (GO): plasma membrane; bicellular tight junction
Molecular function (GO): structural molecule activity
Source: RefSeq, a predicted model, not a curated record
AUGGCAUCCCAAAGCAUCCAGAUACUAGGCGUGAUGUUGGCUUUGUUAGGUUGGCUGGGCACCAUUAUCACCUGUGCUCUGCCCAUGUGGAGGGUCACAGCUUUCAUCGGAGCUAAUAUUGUUACAGCACAGGUCAUAUGGGAGGGUUUGUGGAUGAACUGUGUAGUACAGAGCACCGGACAGAUGCAAUGUAAGGUCUACGACUCCUUGUUGGCACUGCCGCAGGAUCUUCAGGCAGCCCGAGCUAUGGUCAUUAUCUCUGUCUUAGUGGGCGUCUUUGGUGUGCUGAUGGCUGUAAUUGGAGGAAAGUGUACAAACUGCAUGGAGGAUGAGUCGUCAAAAGCCAAGGCUUGCAUCGUCUCAGGGGUGAUCUUCAUCAUCGCCGGCUUCCUUAUACUAAUACCUGUGAGCUGGUCCGCCCAGACUGUUAUCCGGGACUUCUACAACCCCCUGUUGUCCGAAGCACAGCGUCGGGAGCUGAAUACGAUGGCUGCGUCUGGUCUGCAGGCUCUGGGUUUGGCACUGGCUCUGAUCGGCUGGAUCGGUGUCAUCGUCAUCUGCGCUCUGCCCAUGUGGAAGGUCACUGCGUUUAUCGGGCAGAACAUCGUGACCGCGCAGACCUUCUGGGAGGGUUUGUGGAUGAACUGUGUGAUGCAGAGUACCGGACAGAUGCAGUGUAAAGUCUACGACUCCAUGCUGGCGCUUCCUCGGGAUCUGCAGGCUGCCCGCGCCAUGGUCAUCAUCUCCAUCUUGGUGUCUCUGUUCGGGCUGCUGCUGGGAGUCGCGGGAGGAAAGUGCACCAACUGUAUUGAGGAUGGAGCUGCGAAAGCGCGGGUGUGUGUGGUGGCAGGGAUUCUGUUCCUGAUCGGCGGAGUUCUGUGUCUGAUCCCGGUCUCCUGGUCCGCUCAUACCGUUAUUCUGGACUUCUAUAACCCGGUGGUGGCGGAGGCGCAGAAGCGUGAACUGGGUGCGUCGCUGUUUAUCGGGUGGGGUGCUGCUGCUCUGCUGAUGCUCGGAGGUGCCCUCCUCUGCUGCCAGUGCCCAAAAAACGAGUCCCGCGGUUAUUCUGCCAAAUACACGGCUCCCAGAUCUAAUGCACAUGGUGGAAACUACGUGUAGAAAAUUAGUUAUCCUGGACUGACUGGUUCAGAUUCAGUCAUGUUUUAUACAAGUCUUAAU